AUAAAAUGCAUGGACUUCUUUGUUUGCAGGAUUGAUCUACAGACCAUAUUGAAAGAAAUGGUCAGCAAAGUUGAUGGAAGAUUCUGUCCAACAAGCAACCAAAUAAAUGUGUGCAGGGAUAAUGUUUUACUGUGUAGCCUGCGGGCAUUCAAGCGUAGGUUCUUCAACCCUGAAGCAAAACUGGAUGUUGUGUUUGUGGAUGAAGAUGACAAUGGUGAAGGUGUAGUUGACGAAGGCGGCCCGACAAGAGUACCUAAGGCUGUUGAUGAGGGACGUCCACCAGUCAAAUAUCUUUGAGGGACACGAGAAAGACCGGCAGUUGUCUCUUGAUACUCAAGCUUUGCAGACUAAACUUUACAUGUGGGUGGCAAAAAUGAUUGCUGUGUGUGUGGUCCAUGGAGGAGUCGGUCCACAUUUCUUCUCCGAAAGGCUUUUCCAUCAAAUCUGUGGGAUACCAACACCCACGGCCACGGUGGAUGAAGUUGGUGACCAUACUUUCAGGGAACAGUUAAUAAAAAUACAGGAAGCAACAACAGUCCGAGAGGCGAACAGUGCAAUUGCAGAGGCAGCAGAUAGUCUCAGCAUUAUAGGUGCCUUAAGACAUGUGUCCAGCCUGGAGGAGAAGGACUCCCUUGUCCAGUCAGCUGCAGACUUCUUCGUCAAUGGAAAAUUGGCGACUGCCCUGGACCAGUUUGUUGAGGGGUUAAAAACCCUUGGUUUACUGGAGGAGCUGAGGAAGAAUCCGGCAGUGUUCUACAACAUGUUUGUCAGUGAGGAGAUUCCACUACAGGCGAAGGACCUAUGCACUUUAUUUGACGUGGACUUCUCUGUGCAAGGCAGCAACAGGAGAGACCGAGAAAACAUGACAAUAUGCUUUUGGCGUGACUGGUUAAUUGAUAUUGAAGAAGGAGAAUGCAGUCCAGUCACCCUAGAGAAGGUAUUGGAGUUUACAUCUGGAGCUUCAACAGUGCCUCCACUGGGAUUUCCACACCGUCCACAAAUUCAGUUCCUUCAUGAGGGCAACAGAAUAUUCCCAGAAGCAAAUACUUGUAUUCUUGUACUCCGCCUGCCACUGCACUCUUCCUAUGAAGCCUUCAAACAAUACAUGAUGGAGGGAAUUUUGCAAGCUCCAACCUUUGGACUUGCAUGAUGUCACUGUAUGUAAAACUUAUUAAUGGAAAUUCAGUUUUCACUUGAGCUAUAUUUGUGCUUGGAAGUUAUUGAACAGAAUGCUGUUGAAGCAAGUCACUGGUUCAGAUGUUAAUUUUAGAAUCUCAUGCACUUUAAAAAAAAAUAAUAAUUAGAUGCAGUAAUCCUGUUUAUUUUGCAUGAGUAACAGUUCACUUCAGUUGAUUGGCAGUUAUUCAAUAUUGAGCUUUUCAGCUAAC
Messenger RNA from Cyprinus carpio (common carp), 1388 nucleotides. RefSeq names its product G2/M phase-specific E3 ubiquitin-protein ligase-like. Gene Ontology annotation, molecular function: ubiquitin-protein transferase activity. Bases 266 to 1150 code for a protein of 294 amino acids. The transcript has 5 exons. The record is from RefSeq and is a predicted model, not a curated record. NCBI's taxonomy places the organism in Eukaryota, Metazoa, Chordata, Actinopteri, Cypriniformes, Cyprinidae. Gene Ontology annotation, cellular component: nucleus.